AUGCGCCACAACGUAAAUAUUUUUAUUUUGAGUGUCACCGUGAUAUUAUGGAUGUGUGCGCUUCGUGCUCACGCUUUCGCCUUUGAUUUGCCAGCCAAUAAGCAACGGUGCUUUAUAGAGGAGGUUCCAAGCAGUACUGAACUGCUCAUCUCGUUUGCGGCGCUACCAGGGUAUGCACAGUUUGUGGAUGUUGUUGUGACAGGCCCUGUGGAUCAUGUAUACUACAAGUCCACGGCACAGGAUCGUGGCAACUUUCAUGAAUUUGUCGCCGAGGGUGGUGACUUUAUGGUUUGCUUUUACUCUCGACUGGCGCAGGGUGUGAGGCAGACUGAGGGAAUGAAGCGCAGCAUUAGCGUGGAUAUUCGCGUUGGAAGCGAAAAUAAUGAUUACUCGGAGUUGGCAACAAAAGAGAAACUCCGGCCCAUUGAGGUCGAGCUACGCGUGCUAGAGGACGCGGUGCGCUCUAUCCACUCUGAGUACCUGUACUACAAGGAGAAGGAGGCGGAGAUGCGCAACGCAAAUGAGGCAAUGACGUUUAAGGUGACAUGGUUCACUGCGUUCAUCAUCUUCAUCUUUGUUGUUUUUUCUGUCUGGGAAUUACGUCACCUGAAGUCAUACUUCCGGAAGAAGCGUCUCAUUGAUUGA
Trypanosoma cruzi is the source of this 645-nucleotide messenger RNA. RefSeq names its product COP-coated vesicle membrane protein gp25L precursor, putative. The coding region runs from base 1 to 645 and encodes 214 amino acids. Gene Ontology annotation, biological process: intracellular protein transport; Golgi organization; endoplasmic reticulum to Golgi vesicle-mediated transport. Lineage: Eukaryota; Euglenozoa; Kinetoplastea; Trypanosomatida; Trypanosomatidae. The transcript has a single exon. Gene Ontology annotation, cellular component: COPII-coated ER to Golgi transport vesicle; Golgi apparatus; endoplasmic reticulum. The record is from RefSeq and is a predicted model, not a curated record.